Molecule: messenger RNA, 372 nt
Organism: Ostertagia ostertagi
Lineage: Eukaryota; Metazoa; Nematoda; Chromadorea; Rhabditida; Trichostrongylidae
Source: the annotation of a GenBank genome assembly
AUGCCCGUGCUGGUGCACAUCGCCAAUGCUGAAACGGUUCCAAAGGACAAACAUGCAACGGUUGGCGUGUUGGUGAAGAAUGAAGACGGUGUCGUGGUGUUAGCGCAGACAGGAGGACAAGCGGUUGGCGCUCCUGAUAACGCUGAAUGUGUGCCAACCACAUCCACAGAAAAGGCUCCAGGAGACGUGAUAGGCAAGGUCAUGGAAGAAAAAGGCACUGGUAAACAGACAGUAACGCACCCAAGCAAGGAACCAGGUGCUCACCAGAAAGUAGUCGGCACUGUUGUACAGGGUACCUACAACGAACCAGUUCUUGUUAGAGAGGUAUGGGUUAAAACCGUCUACGCUGUCGACACCAUUCCGGCAGUCAAA